AUGGCAACAUUGCCAGCUUUGUCGACAGGUUUCAAUGGAUCUAGUAACAGUGUUGGCACGAGUAACCACGGGAACUGGCAACAUGAUUUAUUAGUAAAGCUGUUGGUACGAGACCGGAGAGAGAAAGCUUUUACAGACUUUGUCGAGUCAUAUAAUUCACUUGUUCAAAAACUCGGUAAAUUUGCCGAUCAAACUGGCGCGUUGGAAAGCACGGCAAGAUCUUUAAGGGAAGAGAAUGCGAAUUUAUCAAAAGAGGUGGAAACAUUACGCGAUCAAGGGAGCCCGUUAAAUCAAAAGCGUACUGCUGAAUUAGAACAACAAAUCUAUGAGCUAAAAGAAGAGCGUGCUAAUUUGUAUAAGACACAAGGACAGAAUGCACAACGAUUAGUGGAUUUGAAUGAUGUGUUGCGAAAAUCGGAAGAUACUACAAAGAAAAACAAUGAAGAAAUUCAACAAUUGACCGAGGCAAAUACGGGCUUACUGAAGAAGGUUGAAUCACACACUAAUUCUCUGCGAGAGAAAGAUGGGACAAUACAGAUUCUGCAAGACGAAUUAGCGACGCUUCAAUUAGAAUUAGUUAAAACAGAAGAACGAAUGAAAGAUCUCGAAAAAGAAAAUAGUCAAUUACUUCAACGUUGGCUCAAGAAAAUGAAUGAUGAAGUGGAGAAAAUGAAUGAAGCAAAUCUGUUCAUUGAAAGUGGAGUUGUGAUCGUAGAGAAAGAACAUAUAAUGUCAGAACCUGCAACAAUAAGUACUAUAAGACCACGCGGAAAAAGUGUCGGUCCAGUUACGAUACCAGUCGCGGCUUUUAAAAAAUUUACAGCGCAUGAUGGCGAAAUACAAGCCAUAAAUUGUUCAACAGAUGGUAAUUUGUUUGCUACUGGAAGCAGUGAUAAGACGAUUAAAGUAUUUGAUGCAAAGACAGGGAACUUGAAACAGACUUUAUCGGGGUCACUACAGUCUGUUAUGCAUCUAUCAUUUAACAACACAAACGAUAUGAUUGCUGGUGCGUCGAAUGAUAAUUCAACUAGAAUAUGGGAUCUACGGACCGCUCGUAUAUGGCACACAUUAACCGGGCAUAUAGGAAAAGUUUAUUCCGCUAGAUUUAAUGGAGAUUCUACAAGACUGAUAACGGGCAGUCAUGAUCGAACUAUCAAGGUUUUCGAUUUGAAUAAAGGAUAUUGUAUAAAGACGAUAUUUUGUUUCUCUAGCUGCAAUGAUGUCGUCCUAUUAGAUGAGUCGGGAUCCACACUGGCAAGUGGUCAUUUGGAUAAUAAUCUACGAUUUUGGGAUGUAAGAUCAGGAAAAGAUAUCAAAGAAUUGACGGGAAUUCAUCUUGGGCAAAUUACUUCUGUGGCUGUAUCUCCUGAUGGCUCUAAAGUAAUGACAAAUUCUAGAGAUAAUACAAUUAAACUGGUUGAUCUACGGACAUAUGAAGUUGUGCAGACAUUACACGCUGACGGUUACAAGAAUGGGACAAAUUGGUCUCGAGCUUGUUAUAGUCCUGAUGGCCGAUAUGUAGCUGCAGGUUCUAUAGAUGGAACUAUAUAUUAUUGGAAUCUUUUUAAAUCUCGACUGGAAAAGACCUUAAAAGAACACAGUGCACCAAUUUGUGGUGUCGCCUGGAGUCCACAAGGUGGUCAAGUGUUUAGCGCUGACAAAGACCGAACAGUUUGUAUUUGGGCGAGUGGAUUAAGGUGA
Messenger RNA from Ambispora gerdemannii, 1701 nucleotides. NCBI's taxonomy places the organism in Eukaryota, Fungi, Glomeromycota, Glomeromycetes, Archaeosporales, Ambisporaceae. The record is from the annotation of a GenBank genome assembly.